This is a messenger RNA of Musa acuminata subsp. malaccensis (wild Malaysian banana), 2830 nucleotides long. Its product is annotated as sucrose synthase 2. The record is from RefSeq and is a predicted model, not a curated record. Gene Ontology annotation, biological process: sucrose metabolic process. NCBI's taxonomy places the organism in Eukaryota, Viridiplantae, Streptophyta, Magnoliopsida, Zingiberales, Musaceae. Gene Ontology annotation, molecular function: sucrose synthase activity.
CCUCCGUUAAAGAAAGCUAAAGGUGGGGCCUUUUGAGAGUAUAAAAUGGGCUGCAGAGGGCCGCUCUUCUCACCAAUCCAUCCCGACUCCGUUCACUCCGUUUUCUUGAUCUCCACUUUGGCUUUUGAAGGAGAUCACCGGUAGCAAUGCCUCAGCGCAGCUUGACCCGUGCUCACAGCGUCCGGGAGCGCAUCGGCGACUCUCUUUCUUCCCAUCCAAAUGAACUGGUGGCUCUUUUCUCAAGGUUCAUUCAUCAGGGAAAGGGGAUGCUGCAGCCUCAUCAGCUGUUGGCUGAAUAUGCAGCCGCCUUCUCUGAAGCAGACAAGGAAAAGCUCAAGGAUGGUGCCUUUGAGGAUGUCAUCAAAGCCGCACAGGAAGCCAUUGUCAUCCCUCCAUGGGUUGCUUUAGCUAUCCGUCCAAGGCCAGGAGUUUGGGAAUACGUCCGCGUGAAUAUCAGCGAGCUUGCCGUGGAAGAGCUGACGGUGCCGGAGUACCUGCACUUCAAGGAAGAACUUGUUGAUGGCAGCUCGCAGAACAACUUUGUGCUGGAGUUGGAUUUCGAGCCAUUCAAUGCUUCGUUUCCUCGUCCCUCGCUCUCAAAAUCUAUCGGGAAUGGAGUGCAGUUCCUCAACCGUCAUCUUUCUUCAAAGUUGUUCCAGGACAAAGAAAGCUUGUACCCAUUGCUUAAUUUCCUCCGGAAGCAUAACUACAAGGGCAUGUCGAUGAUGCUGAAUGACAGAAUACAAAGCCUUAGUGCUCUCCGAGCAGCAUUAAGGAAGGCAGAGCAGCAUCUGUUGAGCAUCCCAUCGGACACGCCAUACUCGGAAUUCCACCACAGAUUCCAAGAGCUUGGCUUGGAAAAGGGUUGGGGUGACAAAUCUCAGCGCGUGUACGAGAAUAUUCACCUGCUACUAGAUCUUCUCGAGGCCCCUGAUCCGACCACCUUGGAGACUUUCCUCGGAACAAUUCCUAUGAUGUUCAACGUCGUGAUCCUUUCUCCGCACGGCUACUUUGCUCAAGCUAAUGUCUUGGGGUAUCCCGACACUGGUGGUCAGGUUGUCUACAUUCUGGAUCAAGUCCGUGCCUUAGAAAAUGAGAUGCUACUGAGGAUCAAGCGCCAAGGGCUUGAUAUCACGCCUCGAAUUCUCAUUGUUUCCAGAUUGCUUCCUGAUGCAGUAGGCACCACUUGCGGGCAGAGACUUGAGAAGGUCCUUGGGACUGAACACACCCAUAUACUUCGAGUGCCAUUUAGAACGGAUAAUGGAAUUGUCCGCAAAUGGAUCUCCCGUUUUGAAGUGUGGCCUUACCUAGAGACCUACACCGAGGAUGUUGCAAAUGAGUUGGCAGCAGAACUGCAGGCCACUCCUGAUCUAAUCAUUGGAAACUACAGUGAUGGAAAUCUGGUGUCAACUUUGCUUGCACAUAAAUUGGGAGUCACCCAGUGCACCAUUGCCCAUGCGCUCGAGAAAACCAAGUAUCCCAACUCGGACAUCUACUGGAAGAAGUUCGAGGACCAGUAUCAUUUCUCGUGCCAAUUCACGGCUGAUUUGAUCGCAAUGAACCAUGCCGACUUCAUCAUCACCAGCACCUUCCAGGAGAUUGCUGGAAGCAAGGACACCGUGGGGCAGUACGAGUCUCACACUGCCUUCACUCUUCCUGGGCUCUACCGAGUCGUCCACGGAAUUGAUGUCUUCGACCCAAAGUUCAACAUUGUUUCUCCUGGUGCUGACUUGUCCAUUUACUUCCCGUACACCGAGAAGCACAAGAGACUCACUUCCCUCCACCCAGAGAUUGAGGAGCUGCUCUUCAAUCCUGUCGAUAACACCGAGCACAAGGGUGUUCUGAAUGACAAAAAGAAACCCAUUAUAUUCUCCAUGGCGAGACUGGACCGAGUGAAGAACUUAACAGGUCUGGUCGAAUUCUAUGGCCGGAGUGAUCGCCUGAAGGAGCUGGCAAACCUUGUGGUGGUUUGUGGAGACCAUGGCAAAGAAUCAAAGGAUCUGGAGGAACAAGCAGAAUUCAAGAAGAUGUACAGUCUCAUUGAGAAGUACAAUCUGCAUGGGCAUUUCCGGUGGAUCUCUGCCCAAAUGAACCGAGUUCGCAAUGGGGAGCUCUACCGAUACAUUGCCGACACGAAAGGAGUUUUCGUUCAACCUGCAUUCUACGAAGCGUUUGGGCUCACUGUCGUCGAAUCCAUGACUUGCGGACUGCCGACAUUUGCCACUGUUCAUGGAGGACCUGGUGAAAUUAUAGUGGAUGGGGUGUCUGGUUACCACAUCGAUCCUUACCAGGGCGACAAAGCUGCCGAAAUCGUCACAAACUUCUUUGAUAAGUGCAAGGAAGACCCGAGCCACUGGGACAAAAUUUCCCUAGGAGGGCUGCAAAGAAUAGAAGAGAAGUACACCUGGAAGCUCUACUCUGAGAGGCUGAUGACACUGACUGGAGUUUAUGGUUUCUGGAAGUACGUAUCGAACCUGGACCGGCGUGAGACUCGUCGUUACCUCGAGAUGUUCUACGCCCUCAAAUACCGCAAUUUGGCUGUGUCUGUACCACUGGCAGUUGAAGGAGAAGCUGCGGUUAAUGGCGCCAAGUAGAACUGAGUGGGAAGCGUCGUCACUGUCAUCGCUGAGUUGAUCUGUCUGUUUACGAAUCAGAGGACUACAAGGGAGAGGCUUUCGUCGCGAGUUUUCGUCUCAAUUAACAUGAGCUGCUGCUUAGCAAAGUCAAAAAUGCAAAAAAGAUCGUCUUUUGAUGUUUUCAGAGUGUUGUGUAAGCCUGGAAUGCCAGUGUUCUGUUGCAAUAAAAUUAGCCUCCUUUUUCAUUACCAAAA